GUAUCCACUACGUGGGGCAGAUGCAGGAGGGCUCCAUCAUCCGCUUCAUGGUGGACCAGCUGACGGAGGGGCAGCUGGAGUGGGCUCCGCUGCCGGCCGUCUACGACGCCGUGGUUUUGGGGGAGCCCGGCCGCGGCAGGACGUACCGCAUCUAUUCGGGGAAGCAAGAAUAUUUCCGAGGCUUGAAGGAGCAGUUUCCCGGGGAGGGGGCCGCUAUCGACGAGUUCGAGCGGCUGGUGAAGGUAAAGGGGGCUUCGGCUUUGCUGCGGGAAUGGGAUGGGGGGAUUUUCUUGGCUCUGGGGGGUCAUGCAAGGAGGGGAAAUUCCCCCCCCCCUCCCGAUACCCAGAUAUUGGGCAAUUCGGUCUGCCUUCCGCGGCUCAGCCCCUUCUGUCGGCUGGCGUCGCGCAGCCUGAAGGAGGUGGUGGACGGUCUCACCGCCAACCGCGAGCUCAGGGCCGUCUUCUGCUACAUCUUCCCCACCUACGGUACGGUCCCCUCCAAGACCAGCUUCUCCAUGCACAGCAUCCUGGUGAACCACUUCCUCCAUGGUGCGUGGUACCCCAAAGGAGGGGCCGGGGAAAUCGCCUUCCACAUCAUUCCCGUUAUCCGGAAAGCCGGAGGCAACGUGUUGGGAAAGGCGCCGGUGCAGAAGAUCCUGCUGGACUCCCAGGGCAAAGCCUGCGGCGUGAGUGUCAAGAAAGGCCAAGAUUUGGUGAACAUCUUCGCUCCCGUUAUUAUUUCGGACGCUGGGAUCUUCAACACCUACGAACGGCUCCUGCCAGCGGAGGCACAGGCACUGCCUGAGAUCCAGUCUCAGCUUCGCAUGGUGACACACGGCGAAGGGGCUUUCACCGUCUUCGUAGGUCUUAAUGGCUCAAGGGAAGAGCUGGGGCUGGAGCCCACCAACUACUUCAUGUACCCAGGAAACGACCUGGAUGAAGUAAUGAAUCGCUACCUAGCUUCUUCCAGAGAAGAAGCUGCCAAGAACAUCCCUCUCCUGUUUGUCACCUGCCCAUCGGCCAAGGACCCCACCUGGGAAGCGAGGCACCCAGGUAAAUCCACACUGGCCAUCGUGACCUUCAGCAAGUACGAGUGGUUUGAGGAGUGGAAGGACAAGCAGGUCAAUAAGCGGGGAGAUGAUUACGAGGAGUUGAAGACCACCUUUGUGGACGCUGUCAUGCAGGCUGUCUUCAAGCUCUACCCUCGCAUCGAGGACAGGAUCGAGUACCUCUCUGGAGGGACGCCCCUCACCAACCAGCACUACAUUGCCAGCCCCAGGGGGGAGAUCUACGGCGUCGACCACGACAUCGCCCGCCUGCAAGCUGAAGCCAUUGCCACCUUCAGGGCGCAGACGGCCGUCCCCAACCUCUACCUGACAGGGCAGGAUUUGUGCAUAGCGGGCUUCGUGGGAGCCCUGCAAGGAGCCUUCAUCUGCGCCAGCGCUGUCCUCAAGCGCAACCUCUAUGCCGACGUGGUGCGGCUGAAAAAGCGCACGCAAACCACCAACGCCAAGAAGAGGGACUAA
Pelecanus crispus (Dalmatian pelican) is the source of this 1526-nucleotide messenger RNA. The record is from RefSeq and is a predicted model, not a curated record. Lineage: Eukaryota; Metazoa; Chordata; Aves; Pelecaniformes; Pelecanidae.